AAUACUUUUUUUAAUUUUUAAAAAUUUUUAAAAUAAAAAUGGGCCGGGCCGGGCCGGGCCCGUGCUUAUGAUUUUUUUCCCGGGCCGGGCCUAGGCAAAAUCUUAGGCCUAUAUUUUGGGCCGGGCCGAAAUUUUUUUACCGGCCCGGCCCAUGAGCACCUCUAGUCAGCCUGUUGGAUCAAAAGCUCGCCUUUUAGCAGGAUACUUGGGCAUUCUAGUACGGAAUGCAAAUAUGUUGCCAAUUAACUACGAGUCAUGGCAUAAAAUGCCCGAGAGUAACAAGAACCAAGCUCUCGAUAACAUUAAGCUCUCGAUAACAUAAAAUGCCCGAGAGUAACAAGAACCAAGCUCAUUUAUAAUACUUAGGUUUAAGUUUCAUUUAUAUUUACUUUCUUAACUUGUGUUUUUUGUAUGCGAGAUUUGCUCUAGAGGUCUCCGAUGCUUAUGUAAAGAAGGCAUUGGAAAAAAGAUGGAGAGACCAUAAUAGCACUUUAAAGAAAGACUAUUUUAAGACAAAAACAACACUCGACGAUAAAUUACAAAAUGUCUCGCCGGGAAUGCUGAGGUACCAGUGGGAAGAGGUCGUUAGAUUUUGGACUUCGAAGAAAAGAGAGGAUCGUGCACGAGUUGGAAAAAGUAGUAGGCAGAAACAAAAAUUCACUCACAUAGCUGGGUCUAAAAGUUUUGCUUGUAUAGCUCAAGCCGAGGAACUGUCGUCCGGUCAAAAAGUUGGACGCCUUCAACUUUUUGACAUUACACAUAGGAAGAAAGGUGGAAACCCUAUGAGUCCUGAAGCUGUAGAAAUUAUGGAAAAACUAAAGGAUAAAAAGGCGGAGUACGAAGCGAUGCUUUCCAGUGAUAGUUCUGUUCAUAUUGACGACAUUGAUAACCGGAUUAUCACUGAAGUUUUGGGUCCUGAAAGGUAUGGUCGGGUUCGAUUUCAAGGAUCUUUUGUUAACCCAUCCCAAUAUUUUGGAUCCAGCUCGCAACAAUACAUGCCUUCGGGGAGUCAGGCUCAAGCUGAAGUUCAGAGGUUAAGAGACCAGAUGGCUCAAAUGCAAGCGACAACAGUUGAGCAAAUUACACAACUUAAAGCGGAGGCAGCAUCGAGAGAAGUUGAGGUUCAACGAAAUUAUGAAGAACUCCAGCUGCAGCUUAAAGCAGAUGCGGCAGCGAGAGAAGCAGAGCAGCGUAGAAAGUACGAUUACGAUGAAGUCCAGCAGCAGCUUCAAAAUAUGAUGAAGAUGUUUCAGCAGUCGCAACAAUAUGUGGAUAUUUAA
Messenger RNA from Gossypium raimondii (Peruvian cotton), 1280 nucleotides. RefSeq lists its product as uncharacterized. Bases 558 to 1280 code for a protein of 240 amino acids. The record is from RefSeq and is a predicted model, not a curated record. NCBI's taxonomy places the organism in Eukaryota, Viridiplantae, Streptophyta, Magnoliopsida, Malvales, Malvaceae. The transcript is spliced from 5 exons.